Molecule: messenger RNA, 3448 nt
Organism: Gossypium raimondii (Peruvian cotton)
Lineage: Eukaryota; Viridiplantae; Streptophyta; Magnoliopsida; Malvales; Malvaceae
Product: protein NLP6
Exons: 5
Coding region: 309-3269 (986 amino acids)
Molecular function (GO): DNA-binding transcription factor activity; protein binding
Source: RefSeq, a predicted model, not a curated record
UCCUCACGUUACAACAUUUUUAUCCAAAUUGUAGCAACUGGGCGUAGCCCACAACCCAGCUUGGAUUCCGUCAAUUAAAAUAUUUUAAAUUAAGAAAAAUCAGAAAAAACAAAAAAUUAUUGUAAUCACUGUCUGCAAUUAUUUACCAGUGCCAUCUGAGCAAUUGCAUUAUGUGAAAUUUCCUAUGUCUUCUCGCCUUCCAAACAGCAAAGCGAGGAAAAUAACUAUUCUCCUUCUCCACGGGAAAUCGUCGUCUGGAAAGUUAUUGAAGGAGGGAACUUGUUUUCAGGUUUUUCCUUUCCCAGAAAAUGUGCGAGCCGGAGGAAGACAAUGCGUGUCCGUUCCCGCCCAAACAACUACAGCCACAACACCAGGGAAUAAUGGAUUUCGAUGAUCUGGACCUCCAGAGUUCCUGGCCGUUUGAUCAGUUGACUUUCCUUUCUAACCCCACCUCUCCUUUCGUCACCUCCUCUUCUUCUGAGCAGCCUUGUUCUCCUCUAUGGGCUUUCUCUGAUGAUGAUAAGCUUGGGUCUGCCGCUGCCGCUGGUUACAAUCUUUUCGUCACGUGUACUCCGAAUCCAGUAAAUGAAAAUGCAAAGGAGGAGAAUGAUAAUAGAGGGUUGCCAUCUCUAUUUCUGGGAUUGCUGCCCCUUGAGAACCCAGAUAGUUAUUGUGUAAUUAAAGAGAGGAUGACUCGGGCGUUGCGUUACUUCAAGGAAUCAACUGAACAACAUGUUCUAGCACAGGUUUGGGCACCUGUAAAGGAUGGGGGUCGAUAUGUGCUAACAACAUUGGGGCAACCCUUCGUCCUUGAUCCGCAUAGCAGUGGAUUGCAUCAGUAUAGGAUGGUUUCUUUGAUGUACAUGUUUUCUGUGGACGGAGAGAGUGAUGUACAGCUUGGACUUCCUGGCCGUGUUUUCCGGCAAAAAUUGCCAGAAUGGACUCCAAAUGUACAGUAUUAUUCCAGCAGAGAGUAUUCUCGGCUUAAUCAUGCUCUGCAUUACAAUGUUCAGGGAACUUUGGCAUUGCCAAUCUUUGAACCUUCUGGACAGUCUUGUGUGGGUGUACUUGAACUCAUAAUGACAUCACAGAAGAUUAACUAUGCACCAGAGGUUGAUAAAGUAUGCAAAGCACUUGAGGCAGUGAAUCUAAAAAGCUCAGAAAUACUGGGUUACCCAAGCACCCAGAUUUGCAAUGAAAGUCGCCAAAAUGCGCUGGCAGAAAUUUUGGAGAUUUUGACAGUGGUCUGUGAAACGCACAAACUACCUUUGGCUCAGACCUGGGUCCCCUGCAGGCAUCGCAAGGUUUUGGUCCAUGGUGGUGGUCUAAAGAAAAGCUGUACAAGCUUUGAUGGUAGCUGCAUGGGACAAGUCUGCAUGUCAACAACUGAUGUGGCUUUUUAUGUUGUAGAUGCUCACAUGUGGGGUUUUCGGGAUGCUUGUCUUGAGCAUCACCUACAGAAGGGUCAAGGGGUUGCUGGGAGGGCAUUUUUAUCACUCAACUCAUGCUUUUGUUCAGACAUCACCCAGUUCUGCAAAACUGAGUAUCCCUUAGUACACUAUGCUCGUAUGUUUAAAUUAACCAGCUGUUUUGCAAUCUGCUUACGGAGUACUUAUACAAGAGAUGAUGAUUAUGUUCUCGAAUUCUUUUUGCCCCCUGCUAUUGCCGACUGCAAUGAACAACAUGCGUUAUUGGGUUCCAUAUUGACAACAAUGAAGCAGCAUUUCCAAAGUCUUAUGGUUGCUUCUGGAGCUGAAUUGGAAGAGGAUGAAGGAUCUAUUGAAAUCAUUGGAGCUUCUUCAGAAGAGAGAUUCGUUACAAGACUAGAAUGUAUUCCAAUACCUCCACCUGUGAAGUCACCACCUAAGAAUAACACCUCACCCAAUAAAGGAGAAUUGCAAUUAGAUUCUUCAAAGCAACAAUUAACUGUGAAUUUUGACCCUUCAGCUCAUGGAGGAAGGGUUGUCGCUAGCGGAAGCCACAAUCUUGAUUGUCCUCUACAGAAUAAAGACUUGAAGAAACCAGAGAGAAAGCGUGGGAAAACUGAGAAAUCAAUUAGUUUGGAGGUGCUCCAACAGUAUUUUACAGGGAGUCUCAAAAAUGCUGCAAAAAGCCUUGGUGUUUGUCCAACUACAAUGAAGCGCAUCUGCAGGCAGCAUGGGAUCUCGCGGUGGCCAUCUCGUAAGAUCAACAAAGUCAACCGUUCCCUCACUAAGCUAAAACAUGUUAUCGAAUCUGUACAUGGUACUGAUGGAGCAUUUGGUUUAACUUCGCUUGCCAAUAGUCCGCUACCUGUUGGUGUUGGUUCUAUUUCAUGGCCAACAGGUUUGAACGGGUCCAAUCAACAAAACUCACCAAACUCUAGACCUUUUGAGCAUAAAGGUGAGAAAAAUGAUUCACCAACUUGUUUGACACCACAAAGUAAUGGACAAGUUGUAGUGGAAGAUCAGUUGCUGGGAGGGACGACACUGAGCCCAGAACCUUUCCCUCAGCAAAAUGGGCUUUCAUCACACUUUGAUAAAGGGGUAAAAAGAUCCAGAAGAGGGAGUACCUCAAGAGAAGAGAGUGCUGGGACACCAAUUUCUUAUAGUUCAUGCCAAGGUAGCCUUGGAAUUGAAAAUGCUGCUACUAAGGCUUCGUUCGGUUCCAUCCAUGACCAAUGCCUUAAAGCACAUGGGUCUCCUGAGUUGGCCUUUCAACAACUUUUAGGGGAACCAAAUAUAUCAGCCAUGUUCUCAAUGCCUAAAGUCCUUGUGGCAGCAGAACUUGAAGAACCUAUUGGAGGUAUGCUAGUGGAGGCUGCUGGAAGUUCAAAAGACUUAAGAAACCUAUGUCCAAUAGCAGAUAUUGGGGUUAAUGAGCAAUUUCCAGAAUCUAGUUGGACACCACCGCCAUGUUCUGAUCUGGCUCUUAAGCAAGCCAUGUCCACCUUUACCCAGCCAACACCCCGUGUAACAGCUAGAGAGGAAACGAAGAGUGUGACCAUCAAGGCUACUUACAGAGAAGAUAUUAUCAGAUUUCGGAUCUCCAUGAGUUCUGGCAUUUUGGAACUGAAAGAGGAAGUAGCCAAUAGGCUGAAGCUAGAGGUGGGUGCUUGCGACAUAAAGUAUUUGGAUGACGAUAAUGAAUGGGUUUUGAUGGCAUGUGAUGCCGACCUUGAGGAAUGUAUUGAUGUUUCAAGAUCAUCAGGCAACAAUAUCAUUAGAUUGUGUAUUCAUGACACCAUGGCCAAUCUAGAGAGUUCUUGUGAGAGCACAGGAGAGUUAUAAUUAGGUUGUAGAUAUAUUUGUUAGUGCAAUUCUCACUCAUAGAAUUAUAGAAGAGUGAAAGUGCAGAUUUUGGUUUCAAGAGCUUUCUCAAUUGUAAGAAACUUCUUUUUAUGAUAGGAGGCUUAAUUGUAACUUUAACCAACCAAUUCAUUCUGAAUAUAUGACAAUUUGGAUCUAAA